Molecule: messenger RNA, 19297 nt
Organism: Porites lobata
Lineage: Eukaryota; Metazoa; Cnidaria; Anthozoa; Scleractinia; Poritidae
Source: the annotation of a GenBank genome assembly
AUGACAGUGAACGUCCUCAAAUGCAGAAAGUCAGCUGUCACUGUACUUUAUAUUUACGGCUUGUUUGUGAUAUGUGAUGUCCCUUUCAUUGGAACGCUGAUCACAGAGAUGUUCCAUCGAUAUACAAUCAAGGAACAAAUCGCUUAUGAUUUCUCUACGACUGUUAUUUUCGUCAACUCCUUUAUAAAUCCGGUAGUGUACUGCUGGAGAAUUUGGGCGAUAAGAAAAGCUAUAAAGAACAUUCUAAGGGGGUGGGGUGGGGGACGGAAUGAAUAAUAAAUACCCCUACUCUAGCAAGCCAAAAUGAUUUCCUCGAUGCCAAUAUGAGAGAGCAAGGGUGAGGAUGGAUAUGGGAAGCAAUGUUGGCGCACUCCCCUCCAAUGUGGCGCAGGUUCAAAUCCAGGCGUCGACGCCAUUUGUGGGUUCACUGUGUUGUUGGUAGUCUUCAUUGCACCGAGAGCCUUUUCACCGAGUGAUCCGGUAUCCCCUAUCCUCAAAUCCAAAACUUUCAAAUCAGAGUCGAUCUGGAGCGUACUGUUGGGAAAGAAAUAGGUGAUGCUUAACUUUAUUAUUUUGUGAUUGAAUAUUAAUUAGAAAGUCCGAGUAUAUUUACAAUAAAAAUGAUGUAACUGCAUGCAUUUUCUUAGGCUAAAUAAGGUGACAGAACGUGCGAUGUUGUAAGAGUCACCUAGUUUAAAUACAUUACAAUGGGAACUUUUACUGCACAUCUGAUCAAUGUAAAAGUACUGCCUUACGCAAGGAUAGUAGAAAAAAACCUCUGUAUUACUUAGAAUCUGUUAGUUGUUAGUUGAUCGUAGAGUUACGUCGAUAUUUGAUCGUUGAUCGUUGUGUUACGACCGUUGAAUAUGUGAGAAUUGUGCAUCGCAGUAGAUUGUUGGAUUGGAUUAAAUCGUGCUGUUACAUCGAAAGAUACAGUCCUCUUGAUUUGUUUCAACCAGCGAGCGGGGUUAAAAGAAUUCCGCAACACGUACGUACACGUUGAAAUGAGUUCUCAGAAGAACUCCUAAGUUCUUUGUGGGAACAAAUUACAAUUAGAAAAAUUUACAAUUUGACAUCAUAGCACGACGAGGUUAUUUCUGUUUCUAUCGGCCAGAGGAAUAGAGUCUUUAUAAUUUGACAAAUGACUUGGAGUGAUUUAAAGUUGCAUCUUCUCUUUCCUUUGCAUAAAGAGACGAAAACUAUACAUAGUACCCAACUGUAUACUCAAGUGUUUCAUCUGAUUUCCGAACACAGAGAAGUAAUAUAUGAAACACGAGAAGGAGUGUUCCAUCUGAUAUCCAAAAACGGAGAAGUGGUACAUCAAACACGAGAAGGAGUGUUUCACGAAAAACACGAGAAAACUGUUUCAACUGAUCAAGACACCUAGAGGUAAUAUGUCAAACACGAGAGGGAGUGUUUCAUCUGAUAUCCAAACACCCGAAAAGCAUAUCCAAAAAGCGAGAAGCAAUAUAUUAAACACGAGAAAACUGUUUCAACUGAUCAAGACAUCUAGAGGUCAUAUGUCAAACACGAGAGGGAGUGUUUCAUCUGAUAUCCAAACACCCGAAAAGCAUAUCCAAAAAGCGAGAAGCAAUAUAUUAAACACGAGAAAACUGUUUCAUCUGAUAUAUCCAAACACCUAGAAGUAAUAUAUCAAACACUAGAGGGAGUGUUUCAUCUGAUAUCCAAACACCUAGCAGUAAUAUAUCAAAAACGGGUAGGAGUGUUUCAUCUGAUAUCCAAACACCUCGAAGUAAUAUAUCAAACACGAGAGAGAGUGUUUCAUUUGAUAUCCAGACACCGAGAAGCAAUAUAUUAAAAACCAAAAGAAGUGUUUUAUCCGAUAGCCAAACACCGAGAAGGUAUAUCCAAACACGACUGUUUGGCCCUUCCAUGAAUACAAGAUCGUGGAACAAAACGUGUUAACCAAAUUUUCAGGGACUAAAUUGUAAACACAUCAUAAAUGCAAAUACAGCAUUGUUGAAAAAGAGCCCGUCUUUAACAGUGAACUAAUUAAAAGAUAAGGUGGUCAAAUUUCCUAGGUCCUAAUAGUUUUUACAUUGUUUGCUUAAGCUCUCCGUCAAUAAGUUAAGCAUUAUUCCAGCAUUUUAGAGGCAUUUUCCAGUGAUCUUUUUCUCUGAAAAAAAAAAGAGAAUGGAAACAUUGUUUAAGAAAACUCGAAAGAAAUUAGGUUAAAUUCCACUUUAAUGCCUCUGUGUCUAGGAUCAUUUUUUGCUGUAUUGAACUAUUAAUGAGUAUAUACCAGACUGAAAAACUAUGUCGUUUGAAAAGCUGAGUAUAAACCAUACACGAUGAGACUAACUAGAGUUAAGGGUAGAAUUAUAUUAUCGUUACAAAUUUAGAGUUUUUCUGGAACAGCUUACAUUAUCUUGAGCUUCUCUUGUGGAUGCCAAUCCCAGGAAUACUUAAAUUAACCCUUCCGGGUAAACUUUUAUGGCUCCAGUCAGGCUUAUGAUUUUCAAGUUUUUGUUGGUCAUGGGGCAAAUCUCUAUAACUAGAGACUUCCCUGAAGAAACAUUUGCUAAAAGGGGAAGUCGUCGGCUUAUCAGCAAGAACACUGGAACCUUUUUAUUGAAUUUUACGUCGUUGAAAUGCAUUGGUGUGAGAAUCGUGUGAUAGUUUAAGCCGCGAACUCUUAAUUUUCAAUGCUAAUAAACUUCUACCUAUAAAUACAUUUAAUAGGUCUCAUAAACUCAUUUUUUAUAAUUUGCAAUCGACAGAGUCUUUUUCAGACAGGUGUAUACAAUGUUGCCAUACCACUUUAACAUACUGUUUUGUUAGCCUUAAUUUCUCUCAAAUUGUUGAAUUAAAACAAAUAAGCCUCUUUAUCAUAAGACAAAUCCGACAUAGAAUUUUGAUGACUCUUUUGGGGGUUUAACAAGCAUUCCAGUGCGAAGAAUGGAGCAUUAAGGUUGAGCAUUUUAAUGGGAAACAAAAACAGAAUAUGAAAAAAGCUUUUAAACAUAUUUACUACAGCCCAUUAGUCAUUUGUCAGCUGGCGUGCUUACCAAUAAUUACACGAAACAUGCAGUUGAAACCGUCGGGUUGAGAAGGCAAUCGUAGAAGCUUUUAAGAGUCAAAUGUUGCAAAAACACCGCACACAAUAAUAUAAGAACACCGCAAACAGCAUUGAAAUUACCCAAACCGCUUGGUUUUUUAAAACCGCAAUACCGCAACUUAAAAUAAAAAUUUCCGAAAAACUGCAAUAAAAAUCGAGCUGCAAACAGAGGACAGCUCUAGCUAGCCAUGAAACAGACACCUUUGUUAAGAGAAGAGACUUGAAGAUAGCAAAUACAUGAAGCGUGAUCUAGUCCCUUUAAAAACCUAUAAUACUCAAUUUUUGGACUUUUGGGGAGGAUAUUUGUAUAAAUAUUUGCGCCAUAUAAGUUUUUGGUGAUUUUAGACUUUUCAUAGAAGUCUGGACGAGACAGAACUUAUUUUAUAACAUAACAAAAUAAAGCGCACGCUCUGAUUGGUCAGUUAGCCAUCUACCAUUUGCCCGUGGGUGUACGCCAAAUUGAGGCCAAUUAUGCAAAUCUCCUCCCCUGUUUGAUAGUUACAGCUUUUAGAUGUUUCGCAGACUUUCUUCAGCACUGCUUCUAGUCACGUUCAAGAAAGCCCCUGUUUCUUUACAGCUUUUGCGAUGUCCGUAUAAACGUCUCCAUUUCGGUGACUUUUGUCUAUUUUAUCGUGAAUUCGACGGUUCCCCCAAGCAGCGGCGUUAGAGCGGUUCCAAGUGGGCCAAAGUCCCAUACAUUCACUGUAAUUUUAGCUGUGUUUGCCCCCCAGCCAAGUUGGCGUCAUAAACCGUGAAAAGGUCUAUUAGAGAUGUUGAAUGGCCAAAGAGGCACCACCUACCGCCGAGUUGGCUAUAAUCGUUAAGGGUCUUAGGACUCUUAUAGGGGCAUUAUAGACCCACCACCAAGCACUGAUGAAAAAUAGCAGAUGAUUGAAAAGAAACAAAAACCUGAAGAAGAUGCAAUUUUAAUCUUUGAAGUUGCCUUAGUGAACUUUGCACAGUAUUAACUUUUGAUGAUAGCUUCACCUUGUUGGAGGACCAGAUAAUUUUUUCCGAUCAUGAAGACCAUGAACAAAACUGAGACAACCUGCUACGGCUUUUAUUUUACAGGUAUCACCUUUGACAAUACGGGAGAAGUUUUCAUAACAAAUAUUCUAACCUGCAUCCUCAAUGUAAUGUUCAGUAUCAUAACAUGUGUGGGCAACUCUACGAUUCUUCUUGCGAUUAAAAAUACACGAGAUCUUCACACGCCAUCUUACGUCCUUCUGGGCUGCCUGGCUUUUUCUGAUCUUCUCGUUGGCCUCAUAUGUCAGCCACUUUUCGUGGGGGUUAAGAUAGCUGAGUUUGAAAGAAGCUUUACUGUGUAUUGUUGGUUAAGAAUGCUUGAGACCAGAUCAGCUUGGACAACAGCCGGCGUUUCGUUUUUCACAGUAGCUGCAGUGUCCGUUGACCGACUAAUCGCUUUACACCUGCACCUGCGAUACAGCGCAUUUGUCACCGUUUCUCGGGUUUUGCAAGCCACUCUGGUUAUUUGGAUCUUGUCCGUUAUAUUGAAUGUCGUGCUAAGGUUUUGGAUGAUGACCGCCGAAUGGUUUUUCAUCCCGUUGGUCAUUUUCGUUGUUGUAUCCGUGGUUCUAACCGUCAGUACCAUGAAGAUAUUUCAGAUGGUUCGAAGACACCAGCGCCAGAUAAAUAGACAAACUGAGGCCGUGAUCCAUCUUCAAUCCAACACAGUGAACGUCCUCAAAUGCAGAAAGUCAGCUGUCACUGUACUUUAUAUUUACGGCUUGUUUGUGAUAUGUUAUGUCCCUUUCUUUGGAACUCUGAUCACAGAGAUGUUCCAUCGAUAUACAAUCAAGGAACAAAUCGCUAAUGAUUUCUCUACGACUAUUAUUUUCGUCAACUCCUUUAUAAAUCCAAUAGUGUACUGCUGGAGAAUUAGGGAGAUAAAAAAAGCUGUAAAGAACAUUCUAAAGGGGCGGGGUGGGGAACGGAAUGAAUAAUAUAAUACCCCUACUCUGGCAAGCCAAAAUGAUUUCCUUGAUGCCAAUAUGAGGGAGCAAGGGUGGGGAUGGGUAUGGUGAGCAAUGUUGGCGCACUAUUGAGAGCACCCCCCUCCAAUGUGGUCCAGGUUCAAAUCCAGGCGUCGACGCCAUUUGUGGGUUCAGUUUGUUGUUGGUAGUCGUCCUUGCACCGAGAGGUUUUUCUCCGGGUGAUCCGGUUUUCCCCUCUCCUCAAAUCCAACACUUUCAAAUCCCAGUCGAUCUGUAGCGUACUGUUGGGAAAGAAAUAGGUGAUGCUUAACUUUAUUAUUUUGUGAUUGAAUAUUAAUUAGAAAUUGACAUUUGUAGCGCAAAGAAGUUAGAUUUCGUGACAUUAGAUUUUACAAUAAUGUAGACAAAGUCCGAGUAUAUUUACAAUAGAAAUGAUGUAACUGCAUGCAUUUCUUAGGCUAAAUAAGGUGAAAGAACGUGCGAUGUUGUAAGAGUCACUUAGUUUAGAUACAUUACAAUGGGAACUUUUAGUGCACAUCUGAUCAAUGUAAAAGUACUGCCUUACGCAAGGAUAGUAGAAAAAAAACCUCUGUAUUACUUAGAAUGUGUUAGUUGUUAGUUGAUCGUAGAGUUACGUCGAUAUUUGAUCGUUGAUCGUUGUGUUACGACCGUUGAAUAUGUGAGAAUUGUACAUCGCAGCAGAUUGUUGGAUUGGAUUAAAUCGUGCAGUUAUCGAAAGAUACAGUCCUCUUGAUUUGUUUCAACCAGCGAGUGGGGUUAAAAGAAUUCCGCAACACGUACGUACACAUUGAAAUGAGUUCUCACUAGAACUCCUAAGUUCUUUGUGGGAACAAAUUACAAUUAGAAGAAUUUACAAUGUGACAUUAGGCUCCGUACAAGUAGUUAUUCAUCCUGGCUAAUUCGAGGAGGUUAUUUCUGUUUCUGUCGGCCAGAGGAAUAGAGUCUUUAUACUUCGGACAAAUGACUUGAAAGUGAUUCAAAGUUGGAUCUUCCGUUUCCUUUGCAUAAAGAGACGAAAACUAUACAUAGUACUCAACUGUAUACACAAGUGUUUCAACUGAUUUCUGAACACAGAGAAGUAAUAAGCGAAACACGAGAAGGAGUUCCAUCUGAUGUCCAAAUACAGAGAAGUAAUACAUCAAACACAAGAAGGAGUGUUUCGUCUGAUAUCUAAAAACCCGAAUAGCAUAUAUCUAAAAAGCGAGAAGCAAUAUAUUAAACACGAGAAAAGUGUUUCAUCUGAUAUAUGCAAGACACCUAGAAGUAAUAUAUCAAACACGAGAAAGAGUGUUUCAUCUGCUAACUAAAAACCCGAAAAGCAUAAAUCCAAAAAGCGAGAAGCAAUAUAUUAAACACGAGAAAAGUGUUUCAUCUGAUAUAUUCAAGACACCUAGAAGUAAUAUAUCAAACACGAGAGGGAGUGUUUCAUCUGAUAUCUAAACACCCCAAAAGCAUAAAUCCAAAAAGCGAGAAGCAAUAUAUUAAACACGAGAAAAGUGUUUCAUCUGAUAUAUGCAAGACACCUAGAAGUAAUAUAUCAAACACGAGAAAGAGUGUUUCAUCUGCUAACUAAAAACCCGAAAAGCAUAAAUCCAAAAAGCGAGAAGCAAUAUAUUAAACACGAGAAAAGUGUUUCAUCUGAUAUAUUCAAGACACCUAGAAGUAAUAUAUCAAACACGAGAGGGAGUGUUUCAUCUGAUAUCUAAACACCCCAAAAGCAUAAAUCCAAAAAGCGAGAAGCAAUAUAUUAAACACGAGAAAAGUGUUUCAUCUGAUAUAUUCAAGACACCUAGAAGUAAUAUAUCAAACACGAGAGGGAGUGUUUCAUCUGAUAUCCAAACACCUAGAAGUAAUAUAUCAAAAACGGGUAGGAGUGUUUCAUUUGAUAUCCAAACACCGAGAAGCAAUGUAUUAAAAACCAAAAGAAGUGUUUUAUCCGAUAGCCAAACACCGAGAAGUAUAUAUCCAAAUAGGACUAUUUGGCCCUACCACGAAUACAAGAACGUGGAACAAACGUGUUAGCCAAAUUUUCAGGGACUAAAUUAUAAGCACAUUAUACAUACCAUUACAGCAUUGUUAAAUUGAAAAAAAAGCCCGUCCUUAACAGUGAGCUAAUUAAAGGAUAAGGUGGUCAAAUUUCCUAGGUCCUAAUAGUUAUCUUCUUUAAUAACAAUUUUUAAGAGGGUUUAACCCCCCCCUUUCUUUUUUUUUUUUUUUUUUUUCACCCAUUUCCUUUUUGAUUUAGCUGGGAUGCAUUCAUCCCCAUGCUCCUCCCAUUUUCCACUAGAACAGCAACUGGCUUUUUAGCUACUUUCAAAGUUUUAAGAACGAAAUAACAUUAUAGAUAAUUAUAUUUUCUGGUUGGCAGUUUAUUUAUUUAUUUAUCUAUUUUUUAAAAAAGUCAUUUUUAAGUAGGGUAACCCCCUUUUUUCAUCCAUUUUCGUUUUCAUUCAGCUGCGAUAAGUUCGUCCCCAGACUCCUCUCAUUUUGUACGUCAUCAUGCUGACGAUUAACUAUGGCGUGAGCAGCAAAAAAAUUGUUUUUGCUUCUUUUUGUGGGCCACAUCCAUGAGAAGAGGAAUUUUUGUCUACUAGCUGAGGAGUUUCCAAGUUUUUUUGCUCGCUAAUUGGUCUGCUGUGGAGGCUAUCUGAGGUAUUUUAGAGUAAGUAAUCAUUUAUUUUUUUUUCCAAGACCUUUCAGUACUUUCAUGUGUCAAUGCUGCAGGCAUCUUGCUACGGUUAUAGCUAAUGGAUCUAUUUGCCCUCGAAACCUGUUUCCCUCGUUUCAAGGUACUUAACUUUAUAUUAUAUUAUAUAUUAACCCUUCAGUUCCUUUUGUUUUAUUUUGCACUGUGUAUUGUGUUGGACGUGGCUGCAUUGCAGUUGUUGGUCGCUCAAUAUUGGUGCUUUUUCUAACUAUGUAACUAUUAACCAAUUUUAUUUGUUUUUAUGCCUACAACACUCUCAUUUACACACACCCUCCCUCCCCACCUUACCCACUAUUUAGUGGAGACUUGGGAACCCUUUCAUUAGGGAUUCCAUACCACACCUGUAAUGCCACAAAGGUUGCUAGAGAAACUACUAUUUUUUUUCUUCAUUAGUACGAUGUUUAAAAUGUGUGGAAUUCCACGUUUAGUUUCGACCCCAUUAAAUUCUUUACUAACAUUAGAGCAUUUAAGAAGAAGCCACCCAACUUUCAGGGCGGAUCGAGCGCAGAGCUCUCAAACGUCUUCUUUGUGAAAAAGAAGAACAAACACAGUCUGUGCUUUUGAGAGUGCGCGUGUUGCCUUGACUCUUCUCAGAGCAGUAAAGGCUGCUUUAUCUGCACGCGAUGCCACUCCCUCUUUCACCCACAAAGCAAAGAUAAAUUAGCCGCGUUUAAACACACUUAUAAAAGGAAAGAGAAGACGCAGCAUAACGCAAUUUUGGCAGUGUAGAGCUGAUGAGAAAAUGACUGAAAGAAAUCACAAACUUAAUUUUAAAGCAACGAUAAUUAGCCGACUGGAGUAUAAGAGACUUAAAAAGAUGACAAGAAGAAACACGCAAUGUUCUUUAAAAAUAUAUAAGAACGAAAGACAUCAGUUAAUAUUAAAAUAAAGGCUGAGGAACUGACAGACAUUUUAAACUUUUUUUCAUAUUUCAUAUUUUAUUUUUAAUUAAUUAAUUAAGUUAUUUUUCAUUUCAUUUAUUUUAUUCAAAUCAAACUGUUAAAAGUUACAGAACGUACAUAAUUAAGUAUAAUAAAUAAUUAGCAAGGGAAGGGACAAAGUGCAGUUUACAACACAUCUAACAGUUUUUACCAUAUAAUGGCCUGCAGCUGGCUGUAUAUUAAUUAACUAUAUUCCUUUUACAGAAUUCGGCUAACAAUAUUGUUUGAUUAUUUCAUACCUCCAAGAAGUUCUCGAGAAAGGAUUGUUAACAAAAUUUUUCGUAAAUGGAUUGACUUAGAGGGGGCCAAUUUGCCUAUGCGUGCCAAAAUUUGGUUUACGCAGAAAAAAGGAAAGAACGGUUUUCCUUAUUAAAGGCUUCACUUUUUUAUUAUGAAACCAGCUGCCUCUCUUCCAUGUCACUGUAUUCAGCCAAUUACAAUCGUCGCAGUGGGUGACAAGGCCUUAUAUCUUCUAUAAGUUGUAGAUCGUGUGAAUUCUGAGAUUCAAUUUUAAAACAGACAAUGGCAGCAUAUUUACUUAGUAAGUGUUCCAAUUUUUCAGACAGACGAAAUUUAUUUAUUAUUGAUUAGGUUUAGGCUAUUUAAUUUCUUCUACUGAGAAUGAAACUGUCAUCAGUUGUAUCAUGUCAUUUGUUCCUGAUUAUAACUCGCAUUCAAAGACUUCCGUCAGAAGUCAUGCUUAGUUGAAAGAACUGCCACUUGAAAAAGCUUUAAGAGCUCGGUUGAAUAGAAGAGGUAACUUACUCGGACUCGGAUGCAGACAGCUAGCCAUGAUACAGAUGCCUUUGUUGAGAGAAAAGACUUGGAGAAGCCUGACUCGGUUGAAAAAGGAAAGAGUUACUUGAAAAAAAUCCUGGCUCGGUCAAGGAAUAGAGUGAACGAAGCUUGGCUUAUCAGACACCAACAAAUCAGGGAAAACCUGUUUCAUUUUUGAAGAAAAGUAGAUUAACCUGAUUCUCGCCGACUCAGAACAAACAGUGAUAGCUACUUCAAGCCAACACAAUCUGACAUAACUUCCCUCAGUCAUGAACAAAACUGGAAAAGCCUGUUUAUAUCUUAGUGACAUCAGCUUCGACAAGGCGGAAGAACUUUUCGUAACAAACAUUCUAACUUGUAUCCUUAACUUAUCGUUCGGUUUCGUAACAUUUGUGACCAACACUACAAUUCUUCUGGCGAUUAAAAACACCUGCGAUCUUCACACGCCAUCUUUCGUUCUUUUGGGUUCCUUGGCAGCCUCGGAUCUUCUCGUUGGCCUCGUAUGUCAGCCGCUUUUUGUGGCGUCUAAGAUAGCUGAACUUGAAAGAAAUUUAACUGCGUACUGUUGGUUGAGACUACUCCAGAGCAGAACGGCUUGGAAUACAUCUGGCGUUUCUUUGUUGACAGUAGCCGCUGUUUCUGUUGACAGACUCCUCGCUCUAAUUCUUCAUUUACGAUACGAGACUUUAGUCACUGUUCCACGAAUACUUCAAGUCACUUUCCUUUUCUGGAUCUUGUCUAUGAUAUUAAACGUUGUUCUAACAUUUUGGAUGACCAAUGUAUGGCUUUUCUUCCCCAUGGUCAACUUUUUUCUUACAUUUAUUGUCAUCACGAUAAGUACUUUAAAAAUUUUCCAGACUGUGCUUAGACACCAACGUCAGAUAAAUGACCAAAACGCCGCUGUCAGCCAUCUUCAAAACAACACCGUUAACGUACUGAAGUGUAGAAAAUCAGCCGUUACCGUGCUCUAUGUUUAUGGCUUGUUUGUCAUAUGCUUUGUCCCCUACAUUGCAACAAGCAUCGUAGAAGUACUUCUUGGAUCCACAACGAAAGUGCUCAUCGCUUAUGAUCUCUGUGAGACAGCUAUUUAUAUUAACUCUUUUUUAAAUCCAAUCGUGUACUGCUUGAGAAUAAGGAAGAUGCGCCGAGCUGUGAAGAAUAUCCUAAAACGAGAGUAGGAACCUUAGGCAACGACAAGGGCGACACUUAGCACGAAGAUCAAGAAAAAUAUGCCAACAUUUGACGAAUUGAAAAAUUGGUUGUUUUAAAUCGCAAAAAUGUUGGUCGCCCGUUAACAUACUUAAAAAUGAUGAAUGCUUCUAGGAAAAAUAUUUCACUGAUAUUUGCUGCAACGAUGUAAAUAUUUGGCACUACACUAAAAGUAUAUAAAUACUGGGCGAGUACUUAGUGUAACUUCGGAACCUUUUCAGCGAUCAUUUUAAUUUCUGCCUGAGAAAAGGGCAUUUUUUUUUCAGCAGAUGAAACUAUACGCAUUCAUUUACCAUAAGAAAUGUUUAAUACAGUGUUCAAGGACAAUAAAGGUUUUCAAUUUUAGUGUUAGUACUAAGAAUUGCAAUUCACUAUGUUCAAUGGUCUACAAUGCGUACCAGUGAAAAUAAAUUUUAGUAAUUUACGCAUUAGUUUCGGCACAUGAGAAGUUCAACGUUUGAAACGAAGUCGCUCCGUCGAAGUUCCCAUGUGGGCCACUCGAUCUCAGUUCAUGGGUAGACCCAAAUUAGACACGUCGGACUUAAUAAUUAAAGCACCGAUCUCUUCAUGUACUUAAUUGAAGGGAUUAGGUUCGGUACAUGAAAAGUUCGACGUUUAAACUGGGCCUUAAUUUGCGUGAAUGAUGCAUGGCCUCAAUAUGGAGCUCCAAGUGUAACCAAUCGAUCGUGAGAUCAACUUAGCUGGAUGUUGGUCAGCUUCAUCCUUUGCGUUUUCAUGGACCAAGACGAAGUCGAGGUCAAUAAAUAUUCGACGUAGAAAGCUUGGUCAAUACGAAUUCAUUAUACGACCAAAUUAAGAGUGCAGACCAACCCGGGAAAUCCCGACAGGGAAAGAUGGGCUUACCUUGCCCACUUGGGUAACCAAUCAGAACAUGGUAUUCGCUUUAUCUUUCCUGCUUGUGGAUAAACAAUCAUAAAAUUAGAGAUGGUAAAUCCCCAAAGAGGCGCUGCCUAGCACUGAGUUGAAUCAUCAAGGGUCCAGGACUCUUGUAGACUAAGUACAUUAGACGGACAUUCAAGAUACACCGCCAAGAACUUAACAAAAAUGGCAAAUGAUUGAAAAGGGAUCUUGUUAAUCCUUAUGAGGUACCCCUCAAGCUACCCCUCCUAUAGAGCAGGUGAGGGGGGAGAGGGUGGGACGGUGGUGAGAGUAUUCCCAUCAAAGUAGCCUAGGUUCGAAACCCGGUGUCGACGCCAGAUCUGGGUUGAGUUUGUUGUUGGUUCUCUCCUUUCCUCCAAGUACUCCGUUUUCCUAAUCUCUCCUCAAACACCAACAUUUGCAAAUUCCAAUUUCGACGAGGAAUAAUAGACGAAGAACCGUGUGCAUGUGCUACCUUUACAUCGUUAUUUAUUUAUUUAUGCACUAAUUAAUUUGUUUACGUUUUUGUGAAAUGUAAAUGUAAACGUUUAUGUAAAUAUCUUCUUACCCCAUCCCCUACGGGUUUUUGUUAUAGUCUAAAACGAUGAUUAAAGUACGUUCUAUGACUUUGGUAUACGGUAAAUAAAUGAAAUAUCGUCAUAACACUUUAUUUGCGUAAGUAUUUUGAAGUUACUUUUACGACUAAUUUAGCAAAUUCGAUUAUUUAUCCCGUGAUGGUAUAAAUUAUCAUGUCCAUUCGUCAAAAAAAGGAUCGAAACUUCAGUAGCGGUCAAUGCUUGGAAACAGAAACCUGACUGAGAAGAUGCAAAUUUAAUCUAUGAAGUUUCCUUAUUGAGCUUUGAACAUUAUUAAGAAACUUUUGGCGAUAGCUUCACCUUGUUGGAGGACCAGAUAAUUUUUUCCGAUUAUGAAGACCAUGAACAAAACUGAGACAACCUGCUUCGGCUUUUAUUUUACAGGUAUCAGCUUUGACAAUACGGGAGAAGUUUUCAUAACAAAUAUUCUAAUCUGCAUCCUCAAUAUAAUGUUCAGUAUCAUAACAUUUGUGGGCAACUCUACGAUUCUUCUUGCGAUUAAAAAUACACGAGAUCUUCACACACCAUCUUACGUCCUUCUGGGCUGCCUGGCUUUUUCUGAUCUUCUAGUUGGCCUCAUAUGUCAGCCACUUUUCGUGGGGGUCAAGAUAGCUGAGUUUGAAAGGAGCCUUACUGUGUAUUGUUGGUUAAGAAUGCUUCUGACCAGAUCAGCUUGGACAACAGCCGGCGUUUCGUUUUUUACAGUAGCUGCAGUGUCCGUUGACGGACUAAUCGCUUUACACCUGCACUUGCGAUACAGCGCAUUUGUCACCGUUUCUCGGGUUUUGCAAGCCACUCUGGUUAUUUGGAUCUUGUCAGUUAUAUUGAAUGUCGUGCUAAGGUUUUGGAUGACCGCCGAUCGCGAAUGGUUUUUCAUCCCGUUGGUCAUUUUUGUUGUUGUAUUCCUGGUUCUAACCGUCAGUACCAUGAAGAUAUUUCAGAUGGUUCGGAGACACCAGCGCCAGAUAAAUAGCCAAGCUGAGGCUCUGAGCCAUCCUCAAUCCAACACAGUGAACAUCCUCAAAUGCAGGAAAUCAGCUGUCACUGUACUUUAUAUCUACGGCUUGUUUGUGAUAUGUUAUGUCCCUUUCUUUGGAACUCUGAUCACAGAGAUGUUCCAUCGAUAUACAAUCAAGGAACAAAUCGCUUACGAUUUUUCAACGACUGUUAUUUUCGUCAACUCCUUUAUAAAUCCCGUAGUGUACUGCUGGAGAAUUAGGGAGAUAAAAAAAGCUGUAAAGAACAUUGUAAGGGGGUGGGGUGGGGGACGGAAUGAAUAAUAUAAUACCCCUACUCUGGUAAGCCAAAAUGAUUUCCUCGAUGCCAAUAUGAGGGAGCAAGGGUGGGGAUGGGUAUGGUGAGCAAUGUUGGCGCACUAUUGAGAGCAACCCCCUCCAAUGUGGUCCAGGUUCAAAUCCAGGCGUCGACGCCAUUUGUGGGUUCAGUUUGUUGCUGGUAGUCUUCCUUGCACCGAGAGGUUUUUCUCCGGGUGAUCCGGUUUUCCCCUCUCCUCAAAUACAACACUUUCAAAUCCCAGUCGAUCUGUAACGUACUGUUGGGAAAGAAAUAGGUGAUGCUUAACUUUAUUAUUUUGUGAUUGAAUGUUAAUUAGAAAUUGACAUUUGUAGCGCAAAGAAGUUAGAUUUCGUGACAUUAGAUUUCACAAUAAUGUCGACAAAGUCCGAGUAUUUUUACAAUAAAAAUGAUGUAACUGCAUGCAUUUUCUUAGGCUAAAUAAGGUGAAAGAACGUGCGAUGUUGUAAGAGUCACUUAGUUUAGAUACAUUACAAUGGGAACUUUUACUGCACAUCUGAUUAAUGUAAAAGUACUGCCUUACGCAAUGAUGGUAGAAAAAAAACCUCUGUAUUACUUAGAAUGUGUUAGUUGUUAGUUGAUCGUAGAGUUACGUCGAUAUUUGGUCGUUGAUCGUUGUGUUACGACCUUUUAAUAUGUGAGAAUUGUGCAUCGCAGUAGAUUGUUGGAUUGGAUUAAAUCGUGCUUACGUGAUUAAAUCGUGUUACAUCGAAAGAUACAGUCCUCUUGAUUUGUUUCAACCAGCGAGCGGGGUUAAAAGAAUUCCGCAACACGUACGUACACAUUGAAAUAAGUUUUCACUAGAACUCCUAAGUUCUUUGUUUGAACAAGUUACAAUUAGAAAAAUUUACAAUGUGACAUCAGGCUCCGUACAAGUAGUUAUUCAUCCUGUCUAGUGGGAGGAGGUUAUUUCUGUUUCCGUACUUUGACAAAUGACUUGGAAGUGAUUCAAAGUUGGAUCUUCUGUUUCCUUUGCAUAAAGAGAUGAAUACUACACAUAGUACACAACUGUAUACACAAGUGUUUUAUCUGAUUUCCGAACAAAGAGAAGUAAUAUAUCAAACACGAGAGGGAGUGUUUCAUCUGAUAUCCAAACACGUGGAAGUAAUAUAUCAAACACGAGAGGGAGUGUUUCAUCUGAUAUCCAAACACGUGGAAGUAAUAUAUCAAACACGAGAGGGAGUGUUUCAUCUGAUAUCCAAACACGUGGAAGUAAUAUAUCAAACACGCAAAGGAGUGUUUCAUCUGAUAUUCAAACACCUAGAAGUAAUAUAUCAAAAACGGGUAGGAGUGUUUCAUUUGAUAUCCAAACACCGAGAAGCAAUAUAUUAAACACGAAAAGAGUUGUUUUAUCCAAUAGCCAAACACCGACAAGUGUAUAUCCAAACACGACUGUUUGGUCCUUCCAUAAAUACAAGAACGUGGAACAAACUGGUGAGCCAAAUUUUCAGGGACUAAAUUAUAAACACAUUAUAAAUACCAUUACAGCAUUGUUGAAAAAGAGCCCGUCCCUAACAGUGAGCUAAUUAAAAGAUAACGUGGUCAAAUUUCCUAGGUCCUAAUAGUUUUUACAUUGUUUGCUUAAGCUCCCCGUUAGCAAGUUAAGCAUUAUUCCAGCAUUUUAGCGGCAUUUUCCAGUGAUCUUUUUCUCUGAAAAAAAAAAAAGAGAAUGGAAACAUUGUUUAAGAAAACUCGAAAGAAAUUAGGUUAAAUUCCACUUUAAUGCCUCUGUGUCUAGGAUCAUUUUUUGCUGUAUUGAACUAUUAAUGAGUAUAUACCAGACUGAAAAAACUUUGUCGUUUGAAAGGCUGAGUAUAAAUCAUACACGAUGAGACUAACUAGAGUUAAGGGUAGAAUUAUAUUAUCGUUACAAAUUUAGAGUUUUUCUGGAACAGCUUACAUUAUCUUGAGCUUCUCUUGCGGAUGCCAAUCCCAGGAAUACUUAAAUUAACCCUUCCGGGUAAACUUUUAUGGCUCCAGUCAGGCUUAUGAUUUUCAAGUUUUUGUUGGUCAUGGGGCAAAUCUCUAUAACUAGAGACGUCCCUGAAGAAACAUUUGCUAAAAGGGGAAGUCGUCGGCUUAUCAGCAAGAACACUGGAACCUUUUUAUUGAAUUUUACGUCGUUGAAAUGCAUUGGUGUGAGAAUCGUGUGAUAGUUUAAGCCGCGAACUCUUAAUUUUCAAUGCUAAUAAACUUCUACCUAUAAAUACAUUUAAUAGGUCUCAUAAACUCAUUGUUUGUAAUUUGCAAUCGACAGAGUUUUUUCAAACAGGUGUAUACAAUGUUGUCAUACCACUUAAUACAUACUGUUUUGUUAGCCUCAAACCCUCUCAAAUUGUUGAAUUGAACAAAUAAGUCUCUUUAUCAUAAGGCAAAUCCGAGAAAUUUGAUGACUCUUUUGGGGGUUUAACAAGCCUUCCAGUGCGAAGAAUGGAGUAUUAAGGUUGAGCAUUUUAAGGGGAAACAAAAACAAAAUGUGAAAAAAAGAAACAAGAAACAUGCAGUUGAAAACGUCGGGUUGAAAAGGCAAUCGUAGAAGCUUUAAAGAGUCAAAUUUUGCAAAAACACCGCACACAAUAAUAUAAGAACACCGCAAACAGCAUUGAAAUUACCCAAAAAUUUCUAAAUACCGCAAACCGCUUGGUUUUUCAAAACCGCAAUACUGCAACUUAAAAUAAAAAUUUCCGACAAACCGCAAUAAAAAUCGAGCUGCAAACAGAGGACAGCUCUAGCUAGCCAUGAAACAGAUACCUUUGUUGAGAGAAGAGACUUGAAGAUAGCAAAUACAUGAAGCGUGAUCUAGUCCCUUUAAAAACCUAUAAUACUCAAUUUUUGGACUUUUGGGGAGGAUAUUUAUAUAAAUAUUUGCGCCAUAUAAGUUUUUGGUGAUUUUAGACUUUUCAUAGAAGUCUGGACGAGACAGAACUUAUUUUAUAACAUAACAAAAUAAAGAGCACGCUCUGAUUGGUCAGUUAGCCAUCUACCAUUUGCCCGUGGGUGUACGCCAAAUUGAGGCCAAUUAUGCAAAUCUCCUCCCCUGUUUGAUAGUUACAGCUUUUAGAUGUUUCGCAGACUUUCUUCAGCACUGCUUCUAGUCACGUUCAAGAAAGCCCCUGUUUCUUUACAACUUUUGCGAUGUCCGCAUAAACGUCUCCAUUUCGGUGACUUUUGUCUAUUUUAUCGUGAAUUCGACGGUUCCCCCAAGCAGCGGCGUUAUAGCGGUUCCAAGUGGGCCAAAGUCCCAAACAUUCACUGUAAUUUUAGCUGUGUUUGCCCCCCAGCCAAGAUGGCGUCAUAAACCGUGAAAUGGUCAAUGAGAGAUGUUGAAUGGCCAAACAGGCACCACCUACCGCCGAGUUGGCUAUAAUCGUCAAGGGACUAAGGAAUCUUAUAGGACAUUAUAGACCCACCACCAAGCACUUAUGUAAAAUAGCAGAUGAUUGAAAAGAAACAAAAACCUGAAGAAGAUGCAAUUUUGAUAUUUGAAGUUGCCUUAGAGAUCUUUGCACAUUAUUAACUUUUGAUGAUAGCUUCUUCUUGUUGGGGGACCAGAUAAUUUUUUCCGAUCAUGAAGACCGUGAACAAAACUGAGACAACCUGCUUCUACUUUACAGGUAUCAGCUUUGAUAAUGCGCAAGAACUUACAACACAAACAGGUAACGCAAAAAAAACCUCCGUUACAUCGCCCCUCCGAAUAUAAGCCCCCUGGGGGCUCGUACUUGGAAAUUGCCCUCAAAUACAAAGUAAAACAAAAUAAAAACAGCUAAUUUCCUACCAACUACAAGGCUAGCCCAAUCGAUUUUGAAACGCAAAUUUCCCUCCGUAGAUAAACCCCUCCGAAUAUAAGCCCCUCCAAAAAUAAUGCAUCAGUCAAUUCCACCUGCGCCCAGGCCCCCGGGCUGACCCCCGGGAAUUAGCAUUUUUUUUGCCUUGGAUGGCAAAUUCCCGGGGAUGGGGACUCUUGAGCUGGCAAAUCCCCCGGGGUGGGGACGAAAAAAGAGGGCAAAUGCCCCGUCCUCCGUCAACAGUGCAACAUUUUUUAUUGAUCGCACAGUCACACAAUAGUGCCAUUUUAAUGUGCGAUUUUUUGUUUCAAUUAACGUCUUCCUUUGUAUAAUAGCGCUAGGAUUCUAACUAAGACUUCACGCCGCGACGACAUGCACCAGUUUAUGAUUUUAGUAUUGAUAUAAAAGUAUUGACAUUAAAAUUAACAGAGCGCUGUAAAGUUAUUUGUUAUGAAUAGUUUUAUAAAUAUGAAAGGGUGUUCUUCAAAUGAUAUCAACAGAAAGUUGAUUCAAUAACCAAAAAACGUUGAUUCACAUCGAUAGCUCCAAUUUCGCUAUGUAAUUCUGGCUUGAUAAGCAAUGAAGAAAUGCAUACAUACAUGUAAAAUCGUGAACAUGCCUUUACAACCCUCUACAAUUUAUUCCUGUCCUUGACAGAUGAGCCAAUCUGCUUUUUUUUUCCAGUAAAACCUUCUGUGUAGUUAUAUUCUGAUAGGAAACCGCGUGCGUGUCAAAAGCUCGGGAAUGGCCCGGGGGUUGGUAAAUACCCGGCCCCCGGGCAGUGCAAAAUUUGCAAAUGCCCCACCCCCGAGACUGACAAGGCGGGUAAAUGCCCCGCAGUAGCCCGGGGGGGGGGGCUGGGCGCAGGUGGAAUUGACUGAUGCAUAAGCCCUUCAAAGAGGGCCUUAUUUACGGUAUUUUCUGAAGCGUUCUAAACGGAUGCAUAUUGCAAAUUGCGACAACUUUAACAAAUUACGACGAUUCUUACAACAGAACACUGUUUUCGCUUUUCUUCAAAUCAUUCUUGUUUUUUUGGAUUGUGUACUUUAUAUAUUUCAUCCUGUACUAAGGUUCUACAUGACUGGCAAAAAGUAGCCUUUCUUCCGUCCUGAUGGCUGUUUCCUUCUUGUAAUCUGCGUUUAUAUUUUGCAUUGUACGCUCAAACACACGGCGGACACCACAGGCGACAAACAGUGAUAGCUACUUCAAGUCAACACAGUGAAAUAACUUCCGUCACUCAUGAACAAAACUGGAAAAGCCUGUUUAUUAUUUAGUGGCAUCAGCUUCGACAAGGCAGAAGAACUUUUCGCAACAAACAUUCUAACUUGUACCCUUAACUUAUUGUUCGGUGUCGUAACAUUUGUGGCCAACUCUACAAUUCUUCUGGCGAUUAAAAAAACUCACGAUCUUCACACGCCAUCUUUCGUCCUUUUAGGCUCCUUGGCAACCUCGGAUCUUCUCGUCGGCCUCGUAUGUCAGCCGCUUUUUGUGGCGCUUAAGAUAGCUGAACUUGAAAGAAAUUUAACACCGUACUGUUGGUUGAGACUGCUCCAGAGCAGAACGGCUUGGACUACAUCUGGCGUUUCUUUGUUGACAGUAGCCGCUGUUUCUGUUGACAGACUCCUCGCUCUAACUCUUCAUUUACGAUAUGACACUGUAAUCACUGUUCCACGAGUACUUCAAGUCACUUUCCUUUUCUGGAUCUUGUCCAUGAUAUCAAACGUUGUUCUAAGAUUUUGGAUGACAACUAAUGUAUGGCUUGUCAUCACUAUGGUCAUCGUUGUUCUUACAUUUAUUGUCAUCACGAUAAGUACUUUGAAAAUUUUCCAGACGGUGCUUAGACACCAACGUCAGAUAAAUGACCAAAACGCUGCUGUCAGCCAUCUUCAAAACAACACCGUUAACGUACUGAAAUGUAGAAAAUCGGCUGUAACCGUGCUCUAUGUUUAUGGCUUGUUUGUCAUAUGCUAUGUCCCCUACAUUGCAACAAGCAUCUCUUCUUGGAUCCACAACGAAAGUGCUCAUCGCUUAUGA